CAUGCGAGAAAUGAUGACAUUUAAGAAGCAGGAAGCACGGUGGACACUUGUGCUGAAUUAUUGGUGAAUUAAGUACAUGAAUCUCUUGGGUUUAAAGUUAAAGAGGGACUGAUACUCCGGUGGGAAAUCAUGGCAGCGACAGCAGUGGAGGGCCCUGUAAAGGCGGACCGUGUCCGGAGCCUCCAGAGUGAAGUGGAAGGAGUAAAGACCAUCAUGUCUGAGAACGUUGACCGGAUACUGGCUCGCGGCGAGAAACUGGAUGAUCUCAUGACCAAGACUGAGGACCUGCAGGCCAGCUCAGAACACUUCAAAACCACGUCCCAGAAAGUGGCUCGGAAAUACUGGUGGAAGAAUGUGAAGAUGAUCAUCUUGCUGGUGAUCAUUGCUGUUAUUAUCCUGACUUUGAUCAUUCUCUUUGCCACAGGGGUAAUUCCCUCCUAACAGCAGGAACUAUUAAAUCAGCUCAUUGUUCCUUCGGUGAUAUAUAUGUGAUAAGUUCCAUGCCUUCGGUUUCCAGUCUAUUCCAUACAGUGGGGAUGUAGAUGUACUUUUGGCUCUGAUGUUGAUUUUGGUCUGUAUAUUUUCAGCAUACCUCUAGCUGUACAGAGGCAUGCAAAAUCAUUUGUAAAAAAAAACUUCCUAAUAUAAAAGUUAACAAUAAAGUUUCAGAAAGAGGA
Mobula hypostoma (lesser devil ray) is the source of this 677-nucleotide messenger RNA. Its product is annotated as vesicle-associated membrane protein 8-like. NCBI's taxonomy places the organism in Eukaryota, Metazoa, Chordata, Chondrichthyes, Myliobatiformes, Myliobatidae. Bases 130 to 441 code for a protein of 103 amino acids. The transcript has 3 exons. Gene Ontology annotation, cellular component: SNARE complex; plasma membrane; mucin granule. The record is from RefSeq and is a predicted model, not a curated record. Gene Ontology annotation, biological process: vesicle-mediated transport; vesicle fusion; SNARE complex assembly. Gene Ontology annotation, molecular function: syntaxin binding; SNAP receptor activity.